ACAAAGUGCAGCAGCGUCCCAGCUCACGUCCCGUUCUACUGUCUCUGUGAUAGCGGUGAGGACGGAGUGACUUACGUUUCAUGAAGUUCAAACAGAGAUCUGUGUCUCGACCAGCAUCAGAGUGAGUUACACGUCGUUCCUCUGAACACAGCAGCUGUUCUGCAACAUGUGGCUGUGGGCUUUGCUCCCCGUCUGUCUGGCUGUCUUCGGCACUGGGGGCAUUUGGACUGUGUUUGCUGUGGCUGUAACUAACGGAUCAGUGAACCUCACAGAAGGAGUCCCUUACAUCAGCGAGUGCGGCACAUACAACCCUCAGAGCUGCCUCUUCUCCCAGAUCUGCAACAUCUGCUCUGUUUUAGCCCUGUGGAUUGUGCUGAUCCGUUUCCAGCAGGUUAGGGACUAUGGUAACCAUGGAAACGCCAACACUGCCGGUAUUGUUUUGGGAUUCAUCGCCUCUGUUGGGAUCUCUGUCAUCGGCAACUUCCAGCAAUCAGUUUUAAUGGAAAUUCACCUUUUGGGAGCUUUCCUGGCUUUCUUUGUUGGCCUGGCCUUCUUCUGGAUACAGCUGUUUCUAACCUAUAGGGCUCAGCCAUCUCAGGACCGGUGCUGGGUCGGGCCUGUCAGGGCGACCGGCUGCAUCCUCUCUACCAUCCUGGUCAUCGUUAUGGCCAUUCUCGCCAAGACAGGCUAUCGCUCUGGCGCUGCUGUGUGUGAAUGGGCCUUGGUCAUGUUGUUCUUCUGCCUGUUUGGCCUUUUUGCAGCUGAGUUCAGACACAUCGACUGCCACCAGCUCACUGUCCAGAAACAAGCUUUGAGGGAUGGCCGCAGCCCUGCAUCAAUAGAAGUGAAUGGUUAUGUUGCAAACGCACUCAGCUGAAGACACACACACACGUAUAAUGCAUGUGUACAUAUUCAACUGCUGUGUACAGUACUGCUGCUUUAGUGUCUUUCGGUGAUCAGGGGAGUUUCUAAUAUUGCUAUUUAUUAUAUUUAUAUUUGCCUUUUUGCAAGAUUCAAUAAUAGAUUUGUUUGAAAGCUGUAUAUUUGAAUCUCUUUCUAAAAGCUGUGUUUGUUUCCUCAUUAGUUUUUAAGUGUUAAUAACAUUUAGUACCUUUACCUUUUUGUAUACUUUUGCUAUUCCAUAGUAAACACAUACGGAUAGUAGAUAACAUAUAAUCUAUUAUUUUUUUUAAUAAUUAAUUGAUUAAUCAUAAAAAGACCAUAAUCAAAAGCCAAAGAAUGUAUUAGACAAAAAUAGCAGAAGUAGAGAAAAGCCUCAGAGGAUUCAUCGAUCAUCAGAACAGUUGCCAAAUAUUCACGACUCGAGCAAUAAAUCAAUCAACUAAUCAUUUAGCUCUUGAAAUAGUAGAAGCUGAAUAAAACUGGACAGUUCUGAGCUUCUAAACCGUGUAGCAGUAACUCCAUACUAACACAUGGUGGCGCCAUUCAACUGUCAUUCACUCUGCAGCUAUCAUUCACAGUAUGAACUCUAUUCAAAUGUUUCCCUUUUAAAUUAAUAUUCCAGCUUCAAUCUCGUGUAAAAAUCAUUCAUGCAUGUAUUGUUAUCUCCUCUGAUAUUUUUCUCCGAGUAAA
Molecule: messenger RNA, 1593 nt
Organism: Seriola dumerili (greater amberjack)
Lineage: Eukaryota; Metazoa; Chordata; Actinopteri; Carangiformes; Carangidae
Gene: tmem150b
Product: transmembrane protein 150B
Exons: 7
Coding region: 167-877 (236 amino acids)
Source: RefSeq, a predicted model, not a curated record